AUGUCCGCGCAUCCGCCGGGUGCGAUAGCCGCCUCCAAGUCAGCCAACACCGCGGCUCAACUCUCCCCUCAAGCACAAUCCAGCUCGUCACCUGCUGGCGAUAGCUACAGUCAGCGUCGCGCCGGCGGUUCUGGCAGUUUCGGAGCGGGGGCAGCGUCGCGAGCUUACCCCUCGCCACGCCACAAUCAGGCCUCGAAGAGGAAGCACAAGUCUGCUAAACGCCCUGGGCUGGCGGAUGAGGAUGCCAUUGCGGAGGCUGUCGCUAUGCGUUCCACCAGCAGUCGCAAGGGCCAGACUUCCAUCACCCAUCUGAUGAACUUUAGUCUGCCCCCGCGCCCUCAGAACCACGGAUAUGGACAUGGUCGUUCCUAUAGGAGAAAUCCAGCGUGGGGCCCAGGCUCGGGCUACCAUGCAGUGGACAAGGCGCGAUAUGUCCACGCGAAUUAUCGCUUCAUUGUCGACCCUCGCGGUGACUAUCAAAAGCAGGCCAUUGACGCGGAUGUCCACUUGGACUGGAACAAUGUCCUACAAGUUCUGGCAUCUGCUCAGUCGCAGUCUGCUUCCUGCCCGAUCUGUUUGGAAACACCCGUCGCACCUCGGAUGGCGAGAUGCGGCCACAUCUUUUGCUUGCCAUGUUUGAUUCGUUUCAUGCAUGCUGAGGUUGAGACCAAGCUUCCAGAGAAGAAGGCGAAAUCGAAAAAGUGUCCGAUUUGCGAAGAUAACAUCUACAUGUCCGACACUAGACCUACACGUUUUUACAUUGGACAAGAAGGCGAGCCUCCGCGAGAGGGUGCAGACGUUGUUCUGCGAUUAGUCAUGCGGUCCUCUGGCAGUAUGCUUGCUCUGCCCAGAGAUGGUGCAGAUGCUCUGCCGAAGGGUGAAGAGGUCCCUUGGUACAUAGCUGCCGAGGUCAUGGACUUUGCCCGGAUCAUGAAGGGUAGCGAGGACUACAUGGUCGAGCAGCUGGAAAGAGACAUCCGAGAGAUCGAGCGUCAAGCCAGAGAGGACGAGGUUAUGUUUGGCGAGGAUAACAUGGAGUGGACCAAAAAAGCUAUCCGGAUGAUCAAGGAAUCGAAGGAAAAAACCAAGGGUAUCGGAAACCCUCCCACAUCUACUACGAAGCCGCCAGAGAACAAAGCAAAAAAACCUGGUGCGCCGACGGAGGUAUCACAUAUCGACUCAUCCUGUACCGCCCUCGCAGACUCGAACUCCGAGCAAACACCGACCAACGAGGAAGGCCCUGUACCGGUGAACACAAGUGUUCACCCCGGAAGCGCCGUUCCUGAGCAAGUUUCUUCGGGCAGCUCUGGCGAGCCGCAGUCGGCAAGUGCAAGCAAUCUCUCCAAGUCGCUGGCCGAAUUUCGGAACCGUCAACCCGAUGGGCAGACGCCGUCCGAAUAUUACUUUUACCAAGCCUUGCUUCACUACUACCUUUCGCCUUUGGACAUUCGCAUCCUCAAAGCGGCAUUCGGUACCUUCGCUUCUUUCCCUUCAACGAUUUUGCCAAGAGUAGAGCGAGUGUCGACCGGUCACGUUGUAGACGACGACUUGCGUAAGCGCACAAAGUACCUGGCGCACUUACCAUACGGGUGUGAAGUUGGCUUUCUAGAAUGCGAUUGGACGGACACGGUUGCUCCCGAGAUUCUGGAGAAGUUCAAAAGCGAGAUUGAGCGGAGACGGAAGCGGAAUCAGGACAAGGAGAUGAAGGAAGAGAAGGCGCGUGUGCGGGCGGAAAGAGAGGAGGACCAAAAGGCGUACGCACAAGCUCGACGAAAAAGGAACAGUAUUUCCAAUACGGGCUUCACGGCCGACGACUUCCAGCCCUUGGUAUCUACAGAGGUGUCGGGAUCUGUUGAGGCUGACGGCGCCUCAUCAUCACCUCCGUACGCCCAACGGCAAGGUUCUGCCUUUGCGUCGCUCGCUUCCCCUUCGACGAGCCCAAGUGCGCCUCGAACAGUUUGGGGCACGACAGCUAUCCCAGGAUCAAGUCCGGUGCUGCAAGCGUCUAUGCACGAGCACGACGCGGAUGAUGGCUGGCUUCAAGGCUGGGAGAAAGAACUGCUAGGGGAGGAUGAGAUGAUCGCGCAGGCACAGGCCUUGUCUCUUGGGAAUGGCGAGAGCUCAAGUGCUGGAGCAGGGGGAGGCGGAGGCGGCGGAGGCGGCGGAGGUGGCGGAGGAAAGAAGAAGAAAAAGAAGAUAACACUGAUGAGCACUGGUGUGCGGAGAGGGGCGUGA
Diplodia corticola is the source of this 2235-nucleotide messenger RNA. RefSeq names its product ring finger domain protein. Gene Ontology annotation, biological process: positive regulation of transcription by RNA polymerase II. The coding region runs from base 1 to 2235 and encodes 744 amino acids. The record is from RefSeq and is a predicted model, not a curated record. Lineage: Eukaryota; Fungi; Ascomycota; Dothideomycetes; Botryosphaeriales; Botryosphaeriaceae. Gene Ontology annotation, molecular function: transcription cis-regulatory region binding. The transcript has 3 exons.